UAGACUUCACUUUCUUCUUUGCCCUCUCUCUGCUACUACCGGUUCUUGUAAACUUCCCUUCUUUAGCACAGAAGAAACAUUCAAAUGGCUCAGAGCAAGAUUUUGUUAAUCGGAGGCACAGGCUACAUCGGAAAAUUCCUCGUGGAAGCAAGCGCAAAGGCUGGCCAUCCCACCUUUGUUCUGGUCAGAAAGAGCACACUCUCUGAUCCCGUUAAGGGAAAACUCAUUGAGAAAUUCAAGAACUUGGGUGUCACUUUGCUCCAAGGAGACCUUCACGACCAUGGCAGUUUGGUGAGCGCAAUUAAGCAAGCGGACGUGGUGAUAUCAACUGUGGGUCCAAUGCAAUUCGAAGAUCAGCUCAAGAUCAUUGCUGCCAUUAAAGAAGCUGGUAACGUUAAGAGAUUCUACCCAUCUGAAUUCGGAGUUGAUGCGGACCGUAACAAUGCUGUGGAGCCAGCGAAGAGUGCAUUUGUUGCCAGGGCCAAAAUCCGACGUGCCAUUGAGGCUGAAGGCAUUCCCUACACUUAUGUCCCAUGCCACUUCUUUGCUGCCUAUUUUCUCCCUAACUUGGUACAGGCAGGAGCCACUGCUCCUCCUAGAGACAAAGUCAUUAUCCCUGGCGAUGGGAAUCCCAAGGCAAUUUUUAACAAGGAAGAUGACAUCGCAACCUAUACCAUUAGAUCUGUGGAUGACCCAAGAGCAUUGAACAAGUUACUCUACAUUAGGCCUCCCAAAAACAUUUACUCAUUGAAUGAGCUUGUUGCCCUUUGGGAGAAGAAGAUUGGCAAAACUCUUGAGAAAGUCUAUGUUCCGGAGGAAAAGAUUUUGAAGGACAUCCAAGAGGCCCCAGUUCCACUUGAUACGUUGUUGUCACUCAACCACUCAGCCUUUGUGAAGGGUGAUCACACCAGCUUUGAAAUUGAGCCAUCAUUUGGUGUGGAGGCUUCCCAGUUGUACCCAGAUGUCAAAUACACCACCGUGGAAGAAUAUCUCGACCAAUUUGUUUGAGAAAUAUAGUCCCAGCUCUUGUUAUUAUUAAGAUAAAUAAUUAUAACCAAUGUGUGAACAUUGUGUGUGAAAUUAAGAAUGUUUGUACUUAUUAGUA
This is a messenger RNA of Quercus robur (English oak), 1105 nucleotides long. RefSeq names its product eugenol synthase 2-like. Gene Ontology annotation, molecular function: oxidoreductase activity. The transcript is spliced from 5 exons. The record is from RefSeq and is a predicted model, not a curated record. Bases 85 to 1008 code for a protein of 307 amino acids. NCBI's taxonomy places the organism in Eukaryota, Viridiplantae, Streptophyta, Magnoliopsida, Fagales, Fagaceae.